CUCGCUGCAGAACUGCCGCUGCGAGCUGAUGACAUCGAGCUCACUUUAGAGCCUCAGAUCACCGGUGGGUUCCAUCUCGUCCUGACCAAAGAUGAAGAAAGAAUAGUAUACGGUCACAUAGGCCGCACCCUCUACUCAGUUUACUCCUCCGAGGAUAUAGAGGGAGGAGUGCUCAUCCACAUAGGUUCAACGAAUCUAACCCUGCUUACCGUGCGAGAUGACGCAGCAGAUGCCAGAGGAAUCAAAAUCAAAUGGGACUCUUAUGAACCGUUGCGAUUCGAAGACUGCUUCGACUUUGGUUCUAAACACUGGUAUGCCGGACCGAUGCAAAUAGAUCAAAUAUAUCCUAUAGAAGGUGCACACCAAAACUACAGCGCCUACGUGUCCAAAGAAUCUGACAACGGGGCGAUAGUCGAGAGAUACUGGCUCAACUCUGACGGCGAAUACAUUUAUGUAAACCCACAAGUUCCAUUAUUUGUGGACUAUAAUUUGAUCCAGCCAAACCAUAUCUGCUUCGGAGCUCAACUUGCAGCCCCAUAUUCAUCAAUGAGAAACCAUACAGAGUUGUCUUACGAUUUCUGGUUCUUACCAGAUGUCAAAAAGGCUCAUCAGCAUGCUGUAACCCAUUAUCUAGGAAAACCUUCUGGGUUGCCAGAUUUUAGAAUGGUCCAGCAUCCUAUCUGGUCUACAUGGGCACAAUACUCCCAAAACAUAACUGGAGAAAAGGUCAUGGAAUACGCAAAACAAAUUGUGGCACAUGGAUUUAAUAAUUCGCAGUUGGAAAUCGAUGAUUUAUGGGAAACUUGCUACGGCACUUUGGAAGUGGAUACAAAUAAAUUCCCGAAUAUGACACACUUGGUUGAGGAGGUUAAGGCCCUAGGGUUCCGGGUGACAAUUUGGGUUCAUCCAUUCAUUAACAGCAACUGUGAUCAGGUUUAUACGGAAGCUCUAAACAAUGGGUAUCUAGUCCUAGACGAGGCCGGCACAGCAGCUGCAAACUGGUGGAAUCCGAACGGCUCUAUCCCUGGCCUUGUGGACUUUACCAAGCCAGCAGCUGCCGAGUGGUGGUACAAACGUGUGAAGAAUCUCAUAGACGCUCACGGCAUUGAUAGCAUUAAGUUUGAUGCUGGAGAGAGCAGCUUUUCUCCACAAAUACCUGUGCAACAAGGUGAUAUUGACUUCCAUCCUCACAACAUCGUAGAUGCUUACGUGAGAACCUGCGCUCGAUUCGGAGACAUGAUAGAAGUUCGAGCUGGAUUCAGGACCCAAGACCUCCCAGUCUUCGUCCGGAUGGUGGACAGAGAUUCCAUCUGGGGUUUGAACAACGGACUCCCCACCAUCGUUACCACAACUCUCCAAAUGAAUCUCAACGGUUAUACCCUCGUCCUGCCUGACAUGAUCGGAGGCAAUGGGUACAACCUCAACCACGAGCAAGCAGACCUGCCCAGCAAGGAGUUGUUCAUACGCUGGGUGCAAGCGAACACGUUUUUACCAGCCAUGCAGUAUUCUUUCGCACCUUGGAAUUUUGACAAUGAGACAGUAGAAAUAAGCAAGAAGUUCACAGACCUACACGCAGAAUACGCGGAAGUGAUAUACGCAGCGAUGCAGGCCUCUGUCGACCAUGGCUCACCAGUCAACCCACCAUUGUGGUGGCUUGAUCCCACCGACGAGGUAGCGCUCACCAUAUGGGACGAAUAUCUCCUGGGUGACAGCAUCUUAGUAGCACCAAUCUUCAUGGAAGGCGUCACAGUCCGAGACGUGUACCUUCCCGUCGGCACGUGGCUCGACCAGGGCGACCCUGAGAAAGUCCAUGAAGGUCCAGUGUGGGUCAAGAACUACCCCGCGCCUAUAGGCGUGCUGCCUUACUUCGUGAGGGAACAGGACUCAGUUCCAGACGCUGCGAGCGCUCCCUGUGCAGUUCUAUUGUUGUUAGCUUUAGGAUUAGCUGCGGUUUUAGUGAAUUCUGACCAGUAG
Molecule: messenger RNA, 1974 nt
Organism: Maniola jurtina (meadow brown)
Lineage: Eukaryota; Metazoa; Arthropoda; Insecta; Lepidoptera; Nymphalidae
Gene: tobi
Product: myogenesis-regulating glycosidase
Exons: 8
Coding region: 325-1974 (549 amino acids)
Biological process (GO): carbohydrate metabolic process
Molecular function (GO): hydrolase activity, hydrolyzing O-glycosyl compounds
Source: RefSeq, a predicted model, not a curated record